Messenger RNA from Gekko japonicus, 6602 nucleotides. It is a transcript of the gene TRIM23, whose product is annotated as tripartite motif containing 23. The record is from RefSeq and is a predicted model, not a curated record. The transcript is spliced from 11 exons. Bases 133 to 1869 code for a protein of 578 amino acids. Gene Ontology annotation, molecular function: zinc ion binding; GTP binding; GTPase activity. Gene Ontology annotation, cellular component: lysosomal membrane; plasma membrane; cytoplasm. NCBI's taxonomy places the organism in Eukaryota, Metazoa, Chordata, Lepidosauria, Squamata, Gekkonidae. Gene Ontology annotation, biological process: vesicle-mediated transport; intracellular protein transport.
UUCUCGACGUGACGCGGUAUCCCUACCUAGGGCUCGCUUUGGUGACGUUGUCGCACAGCCCCGCCUUUCCCCGUCUCCAGGGGGACCUCGGCUGCUGGAGGCGGCUCCUCCUCUGUCUUUAUCCAGGCGAAGAUGGCGGCCUUCAGUGUAAACAAGGUCGGGGCUGGCGCGGGGAUGGAUGCUGGCAACAGGCAGAGCCGCGGGUCGGCUGGGCCCGUCGUCAAGGUUCUGGAAUGUGGUGUGUGUGAAGAUGUAUUUUCAUUACAAGGAGACAAAGUUCCCCGACUGCUUUUGUGUGGCCAUACAGUAUGUCAUGACUGUCUCACUCGACUUCCUCUUCAUGGCAGAGCAGUUCGCUGUCCCUUUGAUCGGCAGGUUACUGAGCUAGGAGACUCUGGUGUCUGGGGCUUGAAAAAGAAUUUUGCUUUACUGGAACUCCUCGAGAGACUCCAAAAUGGACUCGGUGGCCAGUGUGGAACAACUGAAGAAGCUAUUGGCCUCUCUGGGGAGUGCAUCAUCCGCUGUGAUGAAGAUGAGACUCAUCUUGCCUCAGUGUACUGCACUGUCUGUGCAACUCACCUGUGCGCAGAGUGCUCGCAGCUUACGCAUUCUACCAAGACGCUAGCAAAACACAGACGUGUGCCCCUUGCUGAUAAACCUCAUGAGAAGACAAUGUGUUCUCAGCACCAGGUGCAUGCCAUUGAAUUCGUGUGCUUGGAAGAAGGCUGUCAAGCCAGCCCCCUUAUGUGUUGCGUCUGCAAAGAAUAUGGAAAGCAUCAGGGUCACAAACACAGUGUUCUGGAACCAGAAGCAGACCAGAUCCGUGCUUCCAUUUUAGACAUGGCACAUUGCAUAAGGACUUUCACAGAGGAGAUCUCAGAUUAUUCUCGGAAACUAGUUGGAAUAGUUCAACAGAUAGAAGGAGGAGAACAGAUAAUUGAAGAUGGUGUUGGGAUGGCCCAUACAGAACAUGUCCCAGGCACUGCAGAGAAUGCCCGCUCAUGUGUCCGAGCCUAUUUUUCUGAUCUUCAUGAAACCCUCUGCCGCCAAGAAGAAAUGGCUCUCAGUGUGGUUGAUGCCCAUGUGCGAGAAAAAUUGAUCUGGCUCAGGCAACAACAAGAAGACAUGACUAUCUUGUUGUCACAGGUUUCAACUGCUUGCCUUCACUGUGAGAAGACAUUGCAGCAGGAUGACUGCAGAGUUGUGUUGGCCAAGCAAGAAAUCACAAGACUUCUGGAAACAUUGCAGAAGCAGCAACAGCAAUUUACAGAGCUUGCAGACGACAUACAACUUGAUGCUAGCAUUCCAGUCACUUUCACAAAGGACAACAGGGUACACAUUGGGCCAAAAAUGGAGAUUCGAGUUGUGACACUGGGAUUAGAUGGUGCUGGCAAAACAACUAUUUUAUUUAAAUUAAAGCAAGAUGAGUUCAUGCAACCUAUUCCAACAAUAGGUUUUAAUGUUGAGACUGUAGAAUAUAAAAAUCUGAAGUUCACUAUUUGGGAUGUAGGAGGUAAACACAAGCUGAGACCUUUAUGGAAACAUUAUUACCUCAACACACAAGCGGUGGUGUUCGUUAUUGAUAGCAGCCACCGAGACAGGGUCAGUGAGGCACACAGCGAACUUGCCAAGCUGUUAACAGAGAAGGAGUUGCGAGAUGCUUUGCUACUGAUCUUUGCCAAUAAGCAGGAUGUGGCAGGGGCACUUUCAGUAGAAGAAAUCACAGAAUUGCUGAGUCUUCACAAACUGUGCUGUGGACGAAACUGGUACAUUCAAGGCUGUGACGCCCGAAGUGGUAUGGGACUCUAUGAAGGACUGGACUGGCUGUCAAGACACCUGGUGGCUGCAGGUGUACUUGAUGUCGCUUAAGUUCCUGUUGAACCAUGACGCUUGAACUUUGGUUAACUUAUUUGUGUGACUUGAGAUGGUUAAACAUGAACUUUGUAUCUAGAGCUGUGUUUCCUAAAGAAAACAACUAACAGUGCUGUUGGAAUGCUUUAGUGGUGUAGUACAGUGAUUGCGUGAUUCCUUUAUGUUUGAAAUUAUGGUAAAUGAAUACAGUGGGUUUGACAGAUUUGCAGGAAAGGUGCCUUGAUUUUUAAAAGAAAUUUCUUUUCGCCUCCCUCCAAUCUCUUAUCACACCAUUAACUUUCAGGAUUUGGCAUUUGACAUGUUUGUUUUCAUGGACAGCCUCACUGAAAUCCAUUUUGUUUUCUAAAUCUGAAAACAUGCAAAGAUGUGUAAAAGUGCGUCUUGGCAUUGUCUCUAUUAAAAACUUGCAGUGAUAAAAUGUAGCAGGAGAUUUCCAAUGCUGAAAAUAAGAAAACCAAACUCAAUACUAAUACUAAUCUUUCAGAUCAUGCUGUGGCUCCUGGUCCCAGAUUGUAAUUUCUGUUGCUUCUUUGUAAUUAAUUCUCUGUGUUUGUGCUAACCACUUGCUAACACACACACCCUUCCUUACUGCUAGAAAGACAUCUAUGGGCAGCUGACACUAAACACUUUUACCACUUUGUGCUUCCUAUUAUGUCUUGGAAAAAUGGUUUCAUGUAUAUUCUUCUUUUGAGGCAUAGGAAUUGUAGAAUAUCUGUAAAUACUACUCUGAAAACAUUGGCAAUGAAAUAUGAACAAAAAAACUCUCACAUUCAGUACAGCAGAACUUCAGGGACAGAUCUUCAUAACAAUGAAAUGUUUCAUGAUUAUGAAAUGUUCAUCGACUCCUUUGGCAUUUGACAGCAAAAUAUUCCCCAUAUGGUAUUUAAUGAAACUCAUUCAGCAGCAGCUGCUGUAUCUGAAUGACUGAUAAAGUGAUGUUGAGAUAUUGCUUUUGACUCAUUUUGUUGUUUGUGGGACAUGGUCAGUUACUUUCUGCACAAAUAAUGGGGUGGACCCAUCUUUUCCAUUCAAUCUUGCCCAUCCUUCCUCCUUACUACAACCCAUGUCUCACAUGGCUUUUAUCCAUGCAGUUCUCAUAAUCUGCAGCAAAACCUUUUUGGGAGUUCAGAAGAAACCCUUCCUCACUUCAUUCAUCAACACAAAAGUUAGUUGCGGUCCCUGCCUUAGGUGAACAUUUAUUAGCAUGAUUAAUAGUCAGUUGAAUUUCUAGCCAGCUUUCCCCCCCUUCAUGCUGUCUCUUCAUCAAAAGCUGCGUGAGUUCAGGAGGUUCAACAACUGUAAUAUGAGAGGAAGCUGGUGUAAUUUUGUAGUUCAAAUGGUAGAAGUGGCAAAGUGCUUUGUUAAGCAAGAUAUACAUAGUAAAGAUGAUUCCUGAACCUGUGGGACCCCAAGGCCUACCUCAGGCUGCCCUGUAGAGUUUCACGCUCUUCUCUGAGGAUAUUGGGGAACCCCAGGCCUAUUCUGCUAUUGGUUUCCUCACCCAUUCUUCCCAAAUAUUUUUGUGAGGAUUGGAUUAUCUUUUCAGCUCCAGAGGGUUGUCUAUUACUUCUUCUCUAGAUUGCCUUCUCUGUUUCUCUAAAUAUUCUCUCCCUCAUAUAAGCCUCUUCGAACAAAGCCCCCCUGUGAUUCCCUGCCCCCAAACUCCUUCAUCUCCCAUUUUGGAGGUUCUUGGAACAAAAAGCACAGUUUUGCAGAAGUGCCAGCUGUAUGACAUGCUGAAGUUCUUCCUGUGUGCUGCCACUAAUGUAAUUGUGUAGGUGACAGAUAAAGAGCCUAGAUUUCAGCUGUCUAAGCUUGUUAGAGAGGAAUAAAAAUAGUCAGACUUGCCCAUCUGUGACACAUGUAUUUCAUGUGAGUUUGCAAAAGGACAUUACUCUAAAUGUGUAGGGUUUUUUUCCUUUAGAGUUUGUUGUGUAGCUUCUGACACCCUUCACUCUUCCUCCUGCCUGCCAAUCUUAUGAUCUUGUUGAGAUUUGAAUUCCUUGUACUUGUUGUUCCUUUUUGUCAAUUUCUGAUGUGACCUGAUGCAUAGCCCCUGGUAAUUAAAUAAAUCUUGGUACUCACCUGAGUUACUGAAUGUAAACACAGCUGCUGUGUUGCAACCAAUUGAAAGUAAUGUAACACAACUGCUGUGUUGCAACCAACUUCAGACUAACACAGAAACUGAAAGUAAGAAAAGAGAACAGUCCAGGGGGUGGAGUUUGCCUCCAACCCAUAAUCAGGUCCCAGUUAACUCUUUACUAUCCAUUUUACUACAUCUUUCCCCCUUUAAGUUUUCUUCUUCUUCUUUAGUAAUCACCCAAAUUACAGUCUUUCAAAUAAUCUGGAGAUCUUCUUGCUGUCACUGGAUAGCUGUGUGUUUCUGCUGCCUCAUUAUCCCUGGGUCUGGAAAGGUCAGUUUCUUUAGAAUCUUCCGUAACCUGGAAGGGGGAAUAGGUUUUGCUCUCACAGAGAGUGAGAAAUAUUGCUUUCUGUCUAGCUGCAUCUGUGAUCUUGUUAGCCAGAAAAUAGUGGCCCAGUCUUCCAAUAUAUUGUUGCCAGUCCUCCUCUUCUAGAUUAAAUUCCCCAGUCUUUCCAUACGAAGCCAUGCUUUGUACCCUUGUCGCCAAUUUUGUGAUCUCACUGUGGUAAUUAAAUAAAUCUUGGUACUUCCAUGAGUUACUGAAUGUAACACAACUGCUUGAUUGCAACCAACUUCAGACUAACACAGAAACUGAAAGUAAGAAAAACCUUUCCGGGGAUGGAAUUUUCCUCCAACCCAUAAUCAGGUCUCAGUUAACCCUUUACUAUUCAUUUUACUACAUAUCCUCUUCUCCUUAAGAGCAUCCAUAAUAUCUUCAGUGCAUCUUGGCAGGAAAGUCAAGAGUCUUGGACAUAAUGAUGUACGUUCUGUGAACACCUCUAUAUAAGAAAUGUACCAUAUUUCCCAGUCACAGUGACUUCACUUCUGUUCUUAAAUUUGUAGUGAGCAUUCCCAAGUUCUACGUGGCUGUGGUUCUGUUUGCUUUUUGUCACAUUUUUGUGUUGUCAGAUAGGUUGUUACAGAGGGGCAGGGAAACUGUAAGGAACGAUACUCAUUUAACUUGCUUAACAGUUCAGCAUGAUCAGGCGCUUGAUCAUCUUUUUGUAUUUUGUCAGUCAAGGCAACAUUUAACAUACAUAAUGACACAAAGAUCCUGCUAGUGCUUUGAUCCAGCCUGUUUGAUUUGUACAUGGCGCUUUGAGGAAAGAAGACAUGUACAUUGACAGGACACAGUAAGAAUGUUAGUUCUGCAUUAUAUACAUGAAUUUCCUAGCAAACCUGCUGGUGUAGGGACUUUAUAGAAAUGGGUUUUUUAAUUGGCUCUCCAUAUUCUAUGUCUUAAAUAAUUGUGAUAUUCAGGAAAGUCAAGAGUUGCUUUUAAUUCCACAUUGGAAGUCUCAUGAGAGCUGCUGUGGAUAGUGUUUCAGUAAUAGUUUCUUCUCAGGCUGUAUUGCCUGCUUGAAACUACUUAUUUCUUCACUCUAUACUACCCCCCUCAAAAGCCCUGAAUAAAUUCUCGCCCACCACAUUGUUGAUUCUGGAGAAUGUAUGAAAAAGCAGCAAUUAUGUGUAUCUUUGGUAUGUAAACGUACACAGAGCAUGUCACCAGCAGCUUUUCAAUAAAUUUGUAAGACCUGAUUAGUCUCCUCAGCAACAACAUUACAAGCGUUUGAAGUGGAUGAAACAUGCUUGCUUUUGUAACCAGCAUUACAUACUGCAAUUUAGAUACUUUAAUGUUUUGGUGGAUGGGAGUGUUCGUGUUCUGUGUAGGCUGAUGUAGAAAAGUUUGGUUUUAUUUUUACUGUCUGAAAGAACUGAGCUAAACGUCUUCUGAAUUUACAGAAUAUUCAGUGUAGAACAGUGAAGUCUUGGAGUGACUUCUGGUAUAUUUUUAUGCAAUGAACAAGGCUUAGAAUAUACAGUGUAAUAAUCACACUCUAUUACAAACUUUCCUUACUGUUUUUUUGUGGGGAGGGGGGGUUUGGAAGAUUUUCUGCAUUAGGUACCAGUCUCACUAGUAGCUGAAUCAUGUUUAGUUACCGUGAGUGGUUUGCUGUCCAAAACAGAAUUAGAGCUUGUUUACCCCAAACUCUUUUCUGCCUCAACUAAUAUCCCACUCGAAAUGUACUGCAAGGUGCUUUAGGUAGAAGGCACAGUUGUGUUUUUGAAAUAAUUUGGGUGGAGGCUUCCUUUAAAGUAAAGAAGGCAGACUUUCACUUCUGCACUAUAUUUAGAACACUAUUAAAAUGCAUGAUAUCACUUGGUAUGCAGCAGUUGGGAAGGCUAAAUGUGAAUUGUCAGCUUGCAAGUGGCUUUAAUUGCUGUAGCUUUGCUGUUUUUGGCACUCUGCUUAUUGUAAAACACUCAAAAUGUUGAUGUAGGGUACUGUGGAGAAAAUACUUGUUUUGGAAAACUUAGUUGUUCUUUAUUCCCAACAUGUCAAGUUCUGCUACAAAAGGUAGUGUGCUUGCAUAAAAGUAUUAUAUAACUGAAAUCAAUUUGAAGUGACUGUGAAAAUAGGUGUUGCAGCCGUUGGAAUUUAAGUAUUACCCAGAAACACUUAGGAGCUUGUUUGUAUUGUAUAUAACUAAUUGUAAAUUUAAAGCUUGUUUAAUAUUUUGUUGCAUUCUAAUUUUGUUUGGUGUACUGAUGUGUGCCAGUUUUAAAGUGUUUUCAACUCCAAUUA